UUUAAUAAAAUAGUAAUCGAUAAGGCAUCUGUGGAUUGCUAUUAUCGACCUAAAGCUGGAGUGCCAGGUGUACAGGAUAGAUUACGGGAAUCGGUCAUUAGAAAUAUCUGUGAAAUUGCAGUUGCGAUCUCUUUAUACCCGAGAACCGCCGUGUUAGUGAAUGUACAAGAAAUGCAAAACCGCGGACAGUUAAUAUCGUGUGCCAUAAACGCAGUAUCAUUAGCAUGUCUUGAUUCGGGAAUAGACAUGAAGUUUGUUUUUGGUGCAGUAUCUUGUUUCCUGUCAAAUAAUGGGGAACUCAGUUGCAUUCCCUCUAUUAAUGAGGACACUGUUAAAGCUAUGUUGGUGUUUGUUUUCAAUAAUACAACUGGAGGGAUAAUUGCGUCGCAUACUGAAGGCUGUUUUAGCAUUGAACAGUAUAAAAUAGCAUUAGAGAUGUGUAGAAAGGAAAGUCAAAAUGUAUUUAAAUUUAUUAAAACAUCAUUGCUGGCUGCUGAUAAAUUAUAGUAGAAAUGUGAUUUAUUUUAUUGGCUAGACAUCCGCGAUAGUGCUCCCUAGAAUUCCUCGUUUUACAUUUUUUUUAUUACACAUUUCUGUAUAUCCAAUUAAUUCCCGAAUAAUCUUAGACUUCGUCUUCCUGUUAUAGAUGUCGGGCAAUGGUGUUUGUUGUGUUGUUUGUCCUAAAAUAGUUAUCCUACGUUUAUGAAUCGUUAAUGUUGAUUGCAAUGCAAUAAGGAAAAGAACCAUGUAAUACAUUGUUUCUUAGAAUUACUGUAUGAAAUAAGAACUUUUAAUUUAGAAAUGUUUUAAUUUUCAAUUCGAUAAUUGAUAACACAGUCAAUCAACCAUUUAGAACUCCUAUGUUUUAAUUCCAUCAUGUUGUACAUCAAAUCUGGAGCAUGUUUUUCUUCAUAUAUAAUGAAAUUGCAGCACUGGAAAGUACUAGAUCCUAAUAUUGAGAAAAAGGGGUGCACUACUUCACAAGUACUAGCGGUAGGUGGCCUGUGCAAUACAUUUCCUCCACCAGCUUUGAUCAGUCUGAUAAUAUGUUCUUUAUCUAGCUACAAUGCAAUAAAUACGUCAAUAUAAGUAG
Molecule: messenger RNA, 1093 nt
Organism: Dendroctonus ponderosae (mountain pine beetle)
Lineage: Eukaryota; Metazoa; Arthropoda; Insecta; Coleoptera; Curculionidae
Product: exosome complex component RRP46-like
Exons: 3
Biological process (GO): U4 snRNA 3'-end processing; nuclear mRNA surveillance; poly(A)-dependent snoRNA 3'-end processing
Cellular component (GO): nucleolus; cytoplasmic exosome (RNase complex); nuclear exosome (RNase complex)
Source: RefSeq, a predicted model, not a curated record